Radiomyces spectabilis is the source of this 2999-nucleotide messenger RNA. RefSeq lists its product as uncharacterized. The record is from RefSeq and is a predicted model, not a curated record. Gene Ontology annotation, cellular component: nucleus; cytoplasm. Bases 147 to 2732 code for a protein of 861 amino acids. Gene Ontology annotation, molecular function: ubiquitin binding. The transcript is spliced from 5 exons. Lineage: Eukaryota; Fungi; Mucoromycota; Mucoromycetes; Mucorales; Radiomycetaceae.
UCUCUCUCUCUCUCUCUCUCUGUCACACACUCUCUCUAUCUCUCUUUCCUUUAAUCAAAACCAGCUUGUUGUCCAUCUCAUUGCCGUGGUUACUGAUAAACUCACUAUUUUCUCUUUCUUUUUAGCCAAUAUUCACAACACUAGCAAUGAGUUCACACGACACACGUUCAUCACAACACACAACAUCAAGGACCAAAGCGAGUUCUUCAUCUGAACCGACGGACUUGAAGAAGCUCAAGUCAAAAUACGGCUCCAAGUUGGCCACGCUGAAAGAGUUAUUCGCAGACUGGUCCGACGACGAUCUCUUAUUUGCUAUUUCUGAAGCAGACGGUGAUCUUGAGCUUACAAUAGACCGCAUCAGUGAAGGUCACACUAGUCAAUGGGGCGAAGUGAAAACGAAAAAGUCAAAGAAAGAGGCACAGAAAGCCAAAGCAGCCACCCUUCCUCCGCCAGCGACUCAACCGUCAUAUAACAAACCCGAACGUUCACAAGCGCCCAGAGUUCCCACUGACAGAACUCGACCUGGAAGAGGUGCUCCUGCUGCUAAUCGAGGCUCCGCACCACGUUCUGUCAAACCGGCUUCCAGUCAUCUUUCGUCGGCACCGUCAUGGGGCGAUAACCGAGGCCGAACCGCUGCCACGUCUGCCACUAAACCCUCUCAAGAUGCUGGAAACACUUGGGCUUCUAUCGCUAGGACUGCUAAAGCACAACAAGAACCCCCCGCUUCCUCUCAAGACACGACCGGUUGGAAUGCAACCGCUGACGAUGGCUGGAAUGCUCCAUCUUCCUUUACCAACGACACCACCGCCGCUAACGACGGUUGGUCUGCCCCUUCCACUGCCGCCGCCGCCACCACAUCCACCACUACAUCUAAUACUGCUCCCCACGACUCAACUGCCGAACCUACUUCUUCUGAAUCUACCGCCAUUCCCUCUGAACAACCAAAGACAUGGGCUAGUCUGCUAAAGGCUCAAGCCAAGCCAGAACCAGUACAGCAACCUUCGGCAACUGAGAAUGAGACCGAACAGGAAAAGCCUUCCAACGAACCCCCGGUGACCGAUGAAUGGUCAGCAGCUGUUGACGUGAACAGUGGAUGGAAUGCAUCAGAGAGUGCAUGGAAUACAUCUGAAAAGGCCGAGGAAACUCAGUCUGACGUUCCCGAAUGGGCCACCGAACCCGAGCCUGUCAAACCAGUAGACGAAGCCGCCCCCGCUGCAGAUGCAGGUUUCUCCGAUACCAAGACAAAGCAAGCUGCCACUCGUCGUCUUAACCAAGAAGAACCCGUGGUCCUGCCCAACAGUGGUAGCUCCUUGACUUCAGUCGGUGUCAAAUUUGGAAGUUUGACCAUUGAUGACAGUGGUGCGGAAACCUUGGAAACAGUGGAGCAAGAAGUAGUAUCUUCUACCAAGCCAACUUUGAAAGAACAGGCCAAUGCCAUCCCAUCCCAACAACCAUCCCAGCCACAACAACCUGCUGCCACCGAAAAAUCCUCCACCGAAUCGCAACCUCAACAAACCUACGCUGAUCGUUAUCCCGCCAAUGCGGCAGCUGCCAACAUUGGUCAAACCGUACCCGAUUUGCAAAGUGUGGAUGCCUUUGGCGCCCAGAAUAAUAACAAUGCUUCCUACUUGAAACAGCAGCAACAGCAACAGGAGCCCACGUACGGUACUCAGGCUCAACUUGGUCAUCAUCAGCAACAGAUUCCCCAACAACCUUUCGGCAUGGAACAGCUUACUUCCGCUUACAGCAACUACUUGCCUAACCAAACCCCGGCUGGUAUUUCCGGUUUCGGUAUGAACCCCAUGGCCACCUUACCCGAUUACGGCCUUUACGGUACCGAAGCUCAACGUGCCGCCGCCAUGGGAUACUAUGAUCCGGCCGCUUUCUCUCAUUCGCCUUCCGUCACUGCCGCUUCCGCUUAUCCCGGACGCGAAAAGUAUGGUCAAGACGCUUCACCCAUGGGUACUCCCAAUGUCGCUUCAGCAGGAGCUCAAUCCAUUCCUCAACAGCAACAGAUGUAUCCUGCGAACCUGCCUUACUUCCAAUACUACUACAUGCCUAACCAAUUCAACGGUUAUCCUCCGUCCGGUUAUGGUCAGCAUUUCAUGAAUAAGAGCAUGUACCCGGCCAUGUACCAACAUACCGCUAAACCUACCGCCGGUGCUUCUCCUUACAACGCCACCGGUUCUCCCUAUAACGCGACCGGAUCGCCUUACGCUUCGCAAUCCCAUCUUUACAACCAAACCGUUGCCGGUGGUUACGAUGAUAUGGCGGCUUUGCAGCAGCAGCUCGGUGGCAUGGGUGGUGGAUUGAGCGAUUACCAGAAAAUGUACGGCUCCAACCCUCAGAUCCACGGUAUUUUGGGCAAUUUGCCAGCUCACGGAGGCCAGCCGGCGCAAGGUCAGGUGUCGCAACAAUCGAAUGCGGCUGGUAAGGCUGAUGUGGGCGGUAGCCAGUACAGCAAAUAUGACAAGGGUUCCGGUGCAGCUGGUGGACCUCUGCAGGGUAGUCAGCAAGGUCAGCAGCCAUUGUAUCAACAGAGCCUCGGUGGUAAUCCCUCCAACUACUUUGGUCAAUCCCAGCAAAUGUUUGGAUAUCAGCAGCAAUAUCCUCAAUCGUUGCACCAAUAUCAGCAGCAGCAGGGUCAACCUAACCAACAGGCGCCUUCCGUCAGCCGACAGCAACAACAGCAAGCUCAACCGGCGCAACAACCACAAUACUGGAAUCAAUAAACACCGAUGAGACUGGGACUCGGAUAAGAAAAAAAAAUAAGUUCAUUUUUGUGAUUAAUUCUAGUGGUUUUUUUUUUUCAUUCAUUGGUUUACAUUGGGAUCUCUUUUCUCUUUUUCUCUGCUAUUUAAAAUUUUCUCCUCUCUUUUGUCCGUUUGAUUAGCCAAUUUUUCGUUGUGUGUUGAUUCUUCGUCGUGUGAUCUCUCUUUUCAAAAAGAAAAAAAGUGUGCCAUUCAACCUCUUGUUGGCUUUUAAUAACGAUAAUCUUG